AUGACUGGUGGUGCAGCUCAAAAAGGUGGUUCCGCAAAAGCCAGUAAAAAAGCUGUGAAUAAACAGAAAUACACUAUUGACGCAUCGGCACCUUCACAGGAUAAGAUUUUUGAUUCGGCAGCUUUUGUAAUGAAAAUUAAUGGCCGUACAGGUCAAUUAGGUGAUAUUGUUACUAUAAGUCGUAGCGAAGAUCAUAAAAUUACGAUUACCACCACCUCUCAUGUUUUUUCCAAGCGGUAUAUGAAAUAUCUUACCAAAAAAUUUAUGAAGCAACAUCGUAUUCGUGACUGGUUACGUGUUGUCGCUACUGAUUCGAACACAUAUCAAAUAAGAUACUUUAACAUUAGCAACGAUGUUGAAGAGGAGGAAGAAGAAUAG
Cetraspora pellucida is the source of this 378-nucleotide messenger RNA. The record is from the annotation of a GenBank genome assembly. NCBI's taxonomy places the organism in Eukaryota, Fungi, Glomeromycota, Glomeromycetes, Diversisporales, Gigasporaceae.